Molecule: messenger RNA, 790 nt
Organism: Eutrema salsugineum
Lineage: Eukaryota; Viridiplantae; Streptophyta; Magnoliopsida; Brassicales; Brassicaceae
Product: ethylene-responsive transcription factor ERF017
Exons: 1
Coding region: 24-599 (191 amino acids)
Biological process (GO): regulation of DNA-templated transcription
Molecular function (GO): DNA-binding transcription factor activity; DNA binding
Source: RefSeq, a predicted model, not a curated record
AAAACCGGGUGGUUUGGUUGUUGAUGGAGGGAUCAUCGUCGUCGUCGUCGUCGUCAAAGUACAAAGGCGUGAGGAAGAGGAAAUGGGGGAAAUGGGUAUCAGAGAUAAGGCUUCCCAACAGCAGAGAACGUAUUUGGUUGGGCUCUUACGACACGCCUGAGAAGGCGGCGCGUGCCUUCGACGCUGCUCUCUUCUGCCUCCGAGGCGGCGGCGCCAAGUUCAAUUUCCCCGAUAACCCUCCGACGAUAUCCGGCGGAAGAAACCUGUCACGAUCGGAGAUCCGAGAAGCGGCUGCGAGGUUCGCUAAUAGCUCGGAAGAAAACAUCGUGAGUGAGAAGGAAUCGAUGGAGCAAGAGUCUCCUUCGACGUCGGUGGCGUCUUCGUCGAUGAUGAUGACGAUGGAGAUUGAUUCGGAGUUUUUGAGUAUGCUUCCGAGUGUUGGUUCGGGUAAUUUCGCAUCGGAUUUCGGGUUAUUCCCCGGGUUUGAUGAUUUCUCCGACGAGUAUUCCGGCGAUCGUUUCAGUGAAGAGCUUUCACCUACACGGGGUUAUUACGGGGAAGAGAAUUUCGAUGGAUCGGUGUAUCUUUGGAAUUUUUGAAUUUCAUGAUUCUCUCUCACGGAAAAUCUGAGAUUUUUGUUUUUUUUUCUUGGGAAUGACGCUCUAUCAAAUUUGUUACACUUCGGAUCCAGAAUUUUAACUCGGAUUCGUUUUUUAUACUAUAGCAUGGUGUUCUUUUGUAAUUUGUUCCCCAUUUUUGUGUGGAUCAUUUCGAUAUUGAUUCUUUUUAU